AUGGAAGCCUUUCUCGAGUUCCAACAUCUUAAACAAUUCACCUUAGAAGAGAUCAAGUCAAUCACCGGCGACUUCGAUAACAAAAACGUUAUUGGAGAAGGUGGAUUCGGGAAGGUAUACCAAGGACUAAUCUCUGACUCUAAUGGCAAAAUCAUGGCUGCUUUUAAGCGUCUGAGUAGCAACUGUGGACAGGGAAACCCUGAAUUCUUGAAAGAGAUAUUCAUGCUUUCUCGUUACACACAUGAAAAUCUCAUCUCUCUAUUGGGAUUCUGCGACGAAAAGGGUGAGAAGAUCCUUGUGUAUGAGCAUGCAUCUCAUGGAAGCCUUGAUAGCCAUUUGAGUAGCACUACUCUAAAGUGGACGCAACGUCUCAAUAUAUGCCUUGGGGCUGCAAGGGGGUUGUGCUACCUUCAUGAUCCCAUGGACACACAAGAAAGGGUUAUCCAUAGGGAUAUAAAAAGUUCCAACAUCCUAAUAGACGAAAGUUGGAAUGCUAAAGUUUCUGACAUGGGACUAUCAAAGAUAGGACCCGCUAAUCAGCAGCACACCUUUCUUGCCACAAACGUUGUAGGUACCUUUUGGUAUGUAGAUCCCAUGUAUAUGGAGACAAGCAUCCUAACGAAAGAGUCAGACGUUUACUCUUUUGGUCUGGUAUUGUUUGAAGUAUUGUGUGGGAGACAAUGCUUUGAAAAUAACAAUGGUAAUUUUCGGAGUUUAGUGCGAAAGUGGAAAAAAAACUACAAAGAGAAGAAAUUAGAUGAGAUUAUAUUUCCAGAGCCGAAGCAACACCUGAAUCCGAGGUCAUUGGAAAUAUUUUCAGACAUCGCAUACCGAUGUUUGAAUAAAAAUCGUGCAGAUCGCCCAAAUAUGUCUGAAGUUUGCCAAAAACUUGAGAUCGCGUUUGAGAUGCAAGGGCUUUUUGAGGAGAAUCUUGAAGAUAUGGAACCAGAAAUGGAUUAUGUAGAGAUGGGUAAGAGUGCUAUGCCUCCUUUGGUUUACAAGUCUGAAGAGGAACUAAAGAUGCUUCUCUCCAAAGGAAUCUUUGUCAACGGGGGCAAGACGUGGUUUUUGUUAAAUAAGAAUGGAGAACACUGUGAAAUGAUAUCGGCAGCAGAAUGUUUAAUUCCAAUGGAUGCUGUAAUUUCUGAGGGUGCUAAUUACGAUCGAAAUAAAUCAAGAUUUAAUGUGGAGUACAAUAGACCAUAUUGUAAGAAAUUCAAAACACAUGUGAAAACACAAUUUUUGUCUCCACAUAUCACAUACACAGUAAACCUUGUGUUCGACUUUUACCAACAAAAGAACGAGUAUGUACGCCUAAACCUCUCCUUCAAAUUGCCUGGGGAGACGAAUUAUUGGACUUUGUAUAUAGAAGAUACAAGAGAUGAUGGAUGGUUAAUGGUUGAAUUAUAUCAACUUACUAGUGAAACGAAAAAUUUUGAUUUCGAAAUUAUGUUUGACAGCUGUCACCAAUUGGUAGUAGAAGGCAUUGAGCUUCAACCAGUGGAGAGAGUGGAGCAUGGAGUGUUAGAGGAUGAGGAGGUGGAUAUAGAAACCAUAUCCAAUCCAGACUCAUAUUGGGAAAAACUAUUGCCAACUGAUUAUGAAGAGAUAAUCAAGUUGUCAAAAAACAAAGACGUGCAAUGGACAACAAAAAAUGAACUGUACUCUACUCUUUGCAAAGGCUUCCUAAUUAACAAUGGUAAAGAGUGGUUUUCUCUUACAAAAGAGGGGAAGAAAUGUCAUAUGAUUUCAUCAAGGGUGGUUUUGGAUGAGCGGCAGUUGAAUUGGUGGCCUUUCCCCCAAUCAAGAUUUGGAGAAGUUGCUGUUAAUCCAGAUGAACGCAUGAGAUCAUUUAUGAUUGUCGGCAACUCCAGAAUUCUGUCAACUCAAACAACAUAUGCAAUUUACCUUGUUUACAAAUUACAAGGAGACCUUUAUGCAUUUGAGCCUCCUGUCAAAGUCACUGUUAUUGAUAAUGCUGUUUCGAUUAAAGGUUUUUCGUAUGAGAAGGAUUAUUCAUGGUAUAUCUAUUUACUUAGCCCCCAAACACCAAUCAUUAGACGAAAGACAUAUCAAAACUCACACAACCCUUCAAUCAGACCCAAAAUGGCAGGCCGUCCACAAAAAAGGAACGAUGGUUGGAUGGAAGUGCAGGUAUGGGAAUUUAGAACAAGUACUGACACUCGAUGGAUUCGGACAUGUAAUGAAUUGACCUUUCUCACUCCCAGUAGGCGUACAGGGCUUCUUAUGCAAGGCAUUGAGUUUAGACCCAUAUAAGUUUUCUUGUUUAUGAUUGAGCUCGAGUUAAUUGUAAUAAAUUGAUCAAAUAUUUAUGAUUGAGCAUGAAUUCAUUGAUAUUAUUG
Lactuca saligna is the source of this 2363-nucleotide messenger RNA. The record is from the annotation of a GenBank genome assembly. NCBI's taxonomy places the organism in Eukaryota, Viridiplantae, Streptophyta, Magnoliopsida, Asterales, Asteraceae.